CUGCGCUAAAACCUCCCCGGUAAGUCCCAGCAACAACUCAAAUUUGCUUAUGAGAAAAAUACUCAAGCUAUUUUUGAAACUUCGAGAGGAUUAUUAGAUUAUAGUAUGUAUAUAAAGUGACGAAAUGUAUAUAGAGAAAGUAAUAAUUAAGUAAACUGGUGACGCGUAGAUGCCAACUGGCAAGUCCGUUAAAAACAUGACCGUGUCAGCCUGUAAGGCUUGCCUUGGUUGACUUAUCCUGCUUUGUCAUUGGCCACCGGCCUAUCGGAAAAGACGCAGACCAAUUUGCCUUCACCAAAAUAAAAAUUACUACUUACUACCAUAUGCUUUUUGCCCUGCGUUUACUUUUCAAGUCGAGAUCAUUUAUUUGGUCAAAUGAGGUAGAAAAAAACUAUUCUAGUCAAUGUAGACAUUCGAAUGAAAUUUGCAUUUAUAAAAAAAAUGUACUUGGAAAUUCAAAUGGGUUUAUAAUUUCAUUUUAAUCAGUACCGAGACAUACAGCCACAUGCUUAAUUAUUCCUCCUCAAUCAAAACCAUUUCACCCCAAAAUUUUAAAAUAGUUUUAUCAAAUCACCAUCCCACAAAAAGAUUUUUUAAUAUAAUAUAAACCUUCCCAUUUUUGUGGAGUUUCUUUUUUUUUUCCCUUGUAAAAAAGAAAAUGUAAGAGUAGAACCAAAUGGCAUAAUAGAGCUCUAGGCCUAUAAAUACCAAUAUCCAUCUCUACUACUACUGCAUUAACUGAUUUCACAUUCUUCGAUAAGGAUUUUACUCUCCAGAGAAAGAAAAAAAAAACCUCCUCUGCUUUUGUGAUCCUUUAAGGAAAAAGACGAAAUGGCAACGGAAUCGUACGAAGCCGCCAUUAAAGGACUCAAUGAUCUUCUCAGUACGAAAGCGGAUCUCGGAAACGUCGCCGCCGCGAAGAUCAAAGCGUUGACGGCGGAGCUAAAGGAGCUUGACUCAAGCAAUUCAGACGCAAUUGAACGAAUCAAGACCGGUUUUACUCAAUUCAAAACCGAGAAAUAUUUGAAGAAUAGUACUUUGUUCAAUCAUCUUGCCAAGACUCAGACCCCAAAGUUUCUGGUGUUUGCUUGCUCUGAUUCUCGAGUUUGUCCAUCUCACAUCUUGAAUUUCCAACCUGGUGAGGCUUUUGUUGUCAGAAACAUAGCCAAUAUGGUUCCACCUUUUGACCAGAAGAGACACUCUGGAGUUGGCGCCGCCGUUGAAUACGCAGUUGUACAUCUCAAGGUGGAGAACAUUUUGGUGAUAGGCCAUAGCUGCUGUGGUGGUAUUAAGGGACUCAUGUCCAUUGAAGAUGAUGCUGCCCCAACUCAAAGUGACUUCAUUGAAAAUUGGGUGAAGAUAGGCGCAUCAGCGAGGAACAAGAUCAAGGAGGAACAUAAAGACUUGAGCUACGAUGAUCAAUGCAACAAGUGUGAGAAGGAAGCUGUGAACGUAUCGCUUGGAAACUUGCUUUCGUACCCAUUCGUGAGAGCUGAGGUGGUGAAGAACACACUUGCAAUAAGAGGAGGUCACUACAAUUUCGUCAAAGGAACGUUUGAUCUCUGGGAGCUCGAUUUCAAGACCACUCCUGCUUUUGCCUUCUCUUAAGAAAGAAAGCUACCGGAACAUAUAAAACUCUUUUGAGAUAAAAAAAGACACUUUGACUCAUCUUUCUUCAUUCUCUCAUGUUGAUGAUUCCUCUCCAACUUCUUUGAUUUCUUUUUGUUAAUUCAAAACUUCAACUUUGCUGCUUCUAUUUCAAAAGCUCAAACAAUAAAGCUGUAACCAACGUUUGAAACUUCUAUAUUUGUCUAAUUGAUGUUUGAACGAAGAUUUGAACUUUCCUUCUUUCUCUCUUUUUCCAGAUUAUAUGUGUAUGUUAAUUGUUAAAACUUCUUGGCAUUGAAGCCAUUGAUCAUUACAAUUUUAUUACAUAAAAACUUCUAUACGG
Arabidopsis thaliana (thale cress) is the source of this 1951-nucleotide messenger RNA. RefSeq names its product beta carbonic anhydrase 4 (gene BCA4). Gene Ontology annotation, cellular component: plasma membrane. Bases 832 to 1608 code for a protein of 258 amino acids. The transcript is spliced from 9 exons. Lineage: Eukaryota; Viridiplantae; Streptophyta; Magnoliopsida; Brassicales; Brassicaceae. The record is from RefSeq and is marked reviewed. Gene Ontology annotation, molecular function: zinc ion binding; carbonate dehydratase activity. Gene Ontology annotation, biological process: carbon utilization.